CAUUCCUAAACCGCCGAUGGUAGCAUUGACUGGUGCUUGGUGCUUAGCUCGGUUGUAAAGUGUGGGAAAAAAGCGGGGAUGUUGUUUUGCUCACUCAUGGCCGGGUACUCUGCACAACGCUUUUGUUGUUUUGCUCCAGCGCCAUUUGAAUGCAUGACGUUUUCCCUCCUUUCUGUCACUCGUAGCUGAUCUAUGCUAGCCAAGCUAACGUUAAAGAAACACGACAAGGCUGACUUUUUUUUUUUAAACAAGAAGUCAACAUUUUUCAGCUUUUUUUUGCCUGCCAACCAGUGUGAUAUAACAGGUGGAAGACAAUGCCAGGUGUAAAGUACCAGAAAGGGGACAUCGUGAUGGGCCGCUGGCCGGGUAGCAACCUGUACUAUGAAGUCAAGGUGUUGGGUUUUGAUGCCAAUAGUCAGCUCUACACGGUCAUCUACAAGGAUGGAACAGAACUGGAGCUCAAGGAACAGGACAUCAGGAGUUCUUCCGGCUUCCAGCUCCGUACCCGCUCUCGUUCUCGCUCCCAAUCACCGGGCCGCCGUCGCAGCCGCUCGCGUUCCCCGGCGAGAACCACACGCCGCUCCUCCUCGCGUGCGGCGGCGGCCGCCGCUGCCGCAGCGAUAAACGAGAGCGCACCGUCGUCGCGCAAGGAAACAAAAUUGAAGGACAUGGUUGAAGUCCGACUCGUUCCUCUGGCUAUUGAGAACAACAGCAACAAUAAGCAUGAAAAGAAAGAGGAGAACAAUACGGCUACUAAGGCAAAUGAGAAAUCUGAGACAAAGAGGGAUUCGGAGCCUGAGAAGAACGUUGGCCGAUACAAUCUACGCCGCAGGAAGGACGAGGCCAGACUUGAGAAGAAGGAGGAAGCCAACGUGGCUCCUGCACCCACACCAAUGGUGUCCGGCCCACUGGACUUUGGCGGCAAGAUAGGAGCGUACUUCUGGCUGCUCUUCCUGCCGUCCUGGGUUCUCUUCGUGGUUCUCCAAGUUAAUUUAAAGGACCCCAGCUUGGCCAACUUCCCACCUCCUGUACCUCCCCUUGAAGCUUUCUGGGAUGCACAGGCCCUGGGCUUUGUUGUACUGUGGAUCUUAUUCCAGGCCAUCCUCUACAUCCUGCCCGUGGGAAAGCUGAGCGAGGGCAUGCCGCUGAGGUCCGGUGAGAGGCUAAAGUACAGAACCAAUGGUUUCUUUGCCAUCGUAACGAGUGCUGCAGUGGUUGCAGCUGCAGUCAAUCAGGGCGUUGACCUCACCUACAUCCACAGCCACUUCUUACAACUCUCCGCAGCCACCUUCCUCAUCUCCGUCCUGCUCAGUGUCUACCUGUAUGUCAGGUCUCUCUAUGCCGCCCCGGACCAACUGGCACUUGGGGGAAGCUCUGGUAAUGUGGUUUAUGACUUCUUCAAGGGACAUGAGCUCAACCCCCGCAUCAAAAACUUUGAUUUGAAAUUCUUCUGUGAGAUGCGUCCGGGAUUGAUUGGCUGGUGCUUGAUCAACUUUGCACUUGCACUGGCCGAGAUGAAGCAACAGGGUCUGGCCUCUCCAUCCUACGCCAUGAUACUGGUCAACGUCUUCCAGCUUCUCUAUGUGGUGGACGGCCUCUGGAACGAGGAGGCCAUCCUGACCACCAUGGACUUGAUGCACGAUGGCUUUGGCUUCAUGCUGGCCUUCGGAGAUCUGGUGUGGGUCCCUUUUACGUACACCCUGCAGGCUUAUUACCUGGUUAGCCACCCGAAUGCACUCAGCCUCCCAGCUGUUGCCGCCAUCGUCUUGCUGAAACUCGUUGGCUUCUACAUCUUCCGGAAAUCCAACUCUGAGAAAAACACCUUCAGGAGAAGCCCAUCAGACCCCAAACUGUCACACCUGAAGACCAUCCCAACGGCAACCGGGAAGAGUCUUCUGGUGUCCGGCUGGUGGGGGGUGGUCCGUCACCCCAACUAUCUUGGAGACCUCAUCAUGGCUCUGGCCUGGUCUCUACCCUGUGGAUUCGGUCAUCUGCUGCCGUGGUAUUACAUGAUCUACUUCAUCAUCCUGCUGGUGCACCGGGACUCCCGCGACAUGAGCGAGUGCAGGAGGAAGUACGGCUCGGCCUGGGACGAGUACUGCCGAACGGUACGCUACCGAAUCAUCCCGCGUGUCUACUGAGGAGCUCGGUGCUGGACACUCGUGAGUGAUCUCCGCGAAAGUUUUUAAUGAUUCGCUAUUCAAAACCAAGAAGAAUUGGAACGCUUGAUUGUGGACGUACCGCCGUGCAUUUCAAGUUUUACAUAGGAACCAAUAAGGACUUUUGUUGGCCUCAUGAGACUUCUUAAUGCAAGAGAAUGAAAGAAGAAUUGGACAUUAAGGAUGUAUAUUUUUGUACAUACACAUUUCUUUUUAUACUUAGGGUGGAAUGAAACCACUUGUGUUUUUUUUUUUUUUUUUUUUUUUUUAGCUCCAACACAACACGCUCCUCAUCCAAAUGUUAAAAUCAGUUGAAAAAUUGCAAGAAUUGACAUUUUGCACUGUUGGAUCCUAAGGAGAGGCGGGGUACACCCUGGACUGGUGGCCAGCCAAUCACAGGGCACAUAUAGACAAACAACCAUUCACACUCACAUUCAUACCUAUGGACAAUUUGGAGUGGCCAAUUAACCUAGCAUGUUUUUGGAAUGUGGGAGGAAACCGGAGUACCCGGAGAAAAUCCACGCAUGCACGGGGAGAACAUGCCGAGGUUGGAAUUGAACCCGGGUCUCCUCCAUAAUAUUAUGUGUUUCAUUAAUAUGAAUCACAACAAACAUCACUUUGUCAAUGAAAUCACUGUAGGGGUUAAGUUUGCAAGACGGCUGCAAAGCGCCUGAGUGGUUAGUGCACAGGCCACACAGCUAGGAGACCUGAGUUCAAUUCCAUCCUCUGCCAUCUCUGUGUGGAGUUCUCCCCUCGUGCACGCGUGGGUUUCCUCCCACAUUCCAAAAACAUGCUAGGUUAAUUGUCCACUCCAAAUUGUCCAUAGGUAUGAAUUUGAGUGUGAAUGGUUGUUUGUCUAUAUGUGCCCUGUGAUUGGCUGGCGACCAGUCCAGGGUGUACCCCGCCUCUCACCCGAAGAGCCUCCUUUAGAUCCAACAGCUCAAAUUUUUUUUACAUUUUGAUCAGGAGUGUAUUGAUAUUUUUAAACACAAUUUUGGCUUGUUUUCAAUGAUUAUGUUAUAAUGUGAUGAUAUACAUUGUGAAGGAUGGGAUGGAAAUAAGCUGUACUGUGCAACCACACCUCUCUCAGGACUCAUUCCUGUAGGAAUUUUAUAGAUGUGUCGUGUUUGACUUUAGUUUUUUUUAUAUAUAUAUAUAUAUAUAUAUAUAUAAUUCCUUGGUGUACUUGAUUUGAUUUAGAGCUUCCGGGUCACUUGCAGUCCUGUAGCUCCGCCCACUCCAUUCCCAAUUUGUAGGCCAAUAAUAAUGAUGAUGAACAUGUCUUCCAGCGCAUGAUUAGCUUUUAGUGGCAGUCUCUCAUAGUCUUGCUGUUACUGCCACCUCAGUGAGUUUAUCUCCUGUUGAGGCUUUACAUGUCAGUCAUGAGGUUAGCAUGGAGAUGCCAUGCUAACUUGUUAGCUAACUCGCCAGUAUUAGCAGCAACCCCGAGGACCUUUCAGUUUGCCAUGUAAAUAUUUUUUGCUCUUUUAGAUGCUAUUCUAGUGGUAGUACCGAUUCCACACGCAUAUUUAAUGUUGCUUUUCUUGUUUGUUUUUUUUUAUUUAAUUUGGAUCAUUGUAGUUGUUUACAGCUAGAUCUGCCAUAUUUCUACUCUGUAUUAAAAUACAUUCUACAGUA
Molecule: messenger RNA, 3797 nt
Organism: Doryrhamphus excisus (bluestripe pipefish)
Lineage: Eukaryota; Metazoa; Chordata; Actinopteri; Syngnathiformes; Syngnathidae
Gene: lbr
Product: lamin B receptor
Biological process (GO): cholesterol biosynthetic process
Cellular component (GO): nuclear inner membrane
Molecular function (GO): Delta14-sterol reductase activity
Source: RefSeq, a predicted model, not a curated record